This is a messenger RNA of Dictyostelium purpureum, 2137 nucleotides long. RefSeq lists its product as uncharacterized. Bases 62 to 2137 code for a protein of 691 amino acids. The record is from RefSeq and is a predicted model, not a curated record. NCBI's taxonomy places the organism in Eukaryota, Evosea, Eumycetozoa, Dictyosteliales, Dictyosteliaceae. The transcript has 6 exons.
CAAAUAUCAUUAUUAUUUAUUUCUCUUUUUAUAAUUAUUUAAAUCUUUUUUCAAAGUAAAAAUGCCACUUCCAUUAACUGCCCGUAAAUCCUUAAGAGACAAUGAAGAACAUUUAAACAAAUCCUUGGAAUCAAUUAAAACUUCUUUAGCUGGUGUCGAAUGGACCAUUAACUUUGAUUGGGAUACAUUAUUUGAUAAACUCGAUGCCUCUACCCAAAAAAAUGUUGGUGAAACUUUUUAUAAAAAUUUAAGUCCAAAUAUUGCAAAAUGUAUUGCUGAAGCAUGUAAAGAUGAUUUAACAAGAGAGGCUUUAAUCGAAGCCAACUGUAGCAAGAUGGUUAAUGUUAUGAUUAACCCAGACCCAAAGAACACUGUAUAUUGGAAAUAUCAAUUUGAUGGUGGUAACCUCAAUUUACUUUUCAGAUCAAACUGCGCUAAUAUCAAUGAUGCUGCACACUUUAAAUUAUUCAAAAUUAUCCCAUCUGAAGGUACCUACUCUUUAGGCACCAGAUUAAACUUAAAGAACAAUCAAGAAAAAUUCGAUUUAGCUUUUGAAAAAUUAAAAGAUAUUACCAGAAGAGAUUGGUCAUUUGAUGAAUCAUCACUCGAAGCCACAUACCCAGCCAUCGACGAUAGUUCAAAAGAAUCAUAUGGUGAUACCUUAUCACAACUUUUAGAUGCUAUGGUUAAAAACAUUGAAAAAAGAUGUAAAGAUGAAGUUACAUGUGAAGCUUUUUCAGAAGCAACUUCAAAUGGUAAAAUUGUUUUUAGAAACGAUCCAAAACAAAAAACUUACUGGAGUUGGGCAUUCCAAAAUUCAGAUUUAGUUAUUACUUUUUCACGUUUAGUAAACGUUAACGACAAUGCCCAUUUUGAUUUUGUUAAAGUUUUACCAGUACCAGGUGUAUUCUCAUUAGCCACAAGAUUAAAUAUCAAAGAAAAUCAAGAAAAGAUUAAUACCCAAUACGAAAGAAUGAAAAAAAUUACCUCAAUGGAUUGGUCAUAUGAUGAGUCAUCCCUCGAAGAAAUUUACCCAACUAUUGAUGAUUCAUCAAAAGCUAGACUUGGUGACACUUUUGCUGAAAUUAUUAAAGUAUCAGUUGACAACAUUGAAAAGAGAUGUAAAGAUGAAACUACUUUAGAAGCUUUCGUUGAAGCAACUGCAAAUGCCAAAUUUGUUUUCAGAUUUGAUGCCAAACAAAAGAAUUAUUGGUCAUGGUCAUUCCCUUCAAAUGAUUUAGUUAUCACAUUCAGUCGUUUAGUAAACGUUAACGAUAAUGCUCACUAUGAUUUUGUUAAAGUUUUACCAGUACCAGGUGUAUUCUCAUUAGCCACAAGAUUAAACAUCAAAGAAAAUCAAGAAAAAAUUAAUACCCAAUUCGAAAGAUUGAAGAAAAUUACCAACGUCGAUUGGUCAUAUGACGAGUCAGCUAUUGAACAAAUUUACCCAACAUUUGAUGAAACUACCAAAAUUAGAAUUGGUGAUACCCUUUCUGAAAUCAUCAAAGCUUCAGUCGAUAAUAUUGAAAAGAGAUGUAAAAAUGAUAUGACUUUAGAAGCCUUUAUGGAAUCUACUCCAAAUGCUAAAUUUGUUAUUCGUAAAAAUGAAAAACAAGGCACCUAUUGGAGCUGGGACUUUAAUGGUGGCGAUUUAAAUCUUACCUUUAAGAACCUUGUUAACAUUAACGAUAAUGCCCACUUUGAUUUCGUUAAAAUUUUACCAGUACCAGGUGUUCUUUCGUUAGCCGCUAAACUCAACUUAAAGGAAAACCAAGAAAAAGUCACCGAGUACCUUGAAAAAGUUAAGAAUAUCACCAAAGUUGACUUUUCUAUCGAAGAAUCUUGUUACGAAGAUAUCUAUCCAUCAUUAGAUGAUUCAUCCAAAGCUCGUAUUGGUGAUUCUUUUGCCGAUGUCACUAAAGCUGUUACUGAAAAUAUUGUCAAGCGUUGUGCUGAUGAAAUGGUUAUGGAAGCUUUCCUUGAAAUGGUACCAAAUUACAAAAUCGUUUAUCGUUGCGAACCAAAACAAUCAACCUGUUGGGAUUGGAAAUUUAAUGAAGGUAACUUAGUUGUUUCCUUCUCUAAAUUAGUUAAUGUUAAUGAUAAUGCCCACUUUAAUUUUGAAAAAUUAUUAUAA